Molecule: messenger RNA, 4909 nt
Organism: Trichobilharzia regenti
Lineage: Eukaryota; Metazoa; Platyhelminthes; Trematoda; Strigeidida; Schistosomatidae
Source: the annotation of a GenBank genome assembly
CGUAAUUCGGCCAUUGUGAAAUACUACUAUUACAAAUAACGAUUACAAUUUGGCGUCGCUAUGGAAUCAAAUAGUCUUCAAAAGUUUCCAAUGAACAGUUGGUCACGGGAAAUCACCGAUUACUUUGAAUGCUUUGACGCAUAGUGCAUGUCGAAAAAUGUUCGUGAUGACGAAAUUUCAACUCAUUUUAUUACUGCAAUUGGGCUAGAUGCGUAGAGUUUAGUGAAAACUCUCGCUCACAUUUGCAGAUAAACUAAUUUCUCUGCCAUAUUAUAAACUCCAUGGACUCCUAACGGACCACCUCCACAUAACGACUUCCGAAACACGAGAGAGGGCUCUGUUCGGCAAACUUGCUUGUGCUCCCAACCAGAGGAUCAGAGACUUUAUUCUUCAGCUUCAGAUACAAGCUUCAAGGUGCAACUUUGGAGAUCAGCCCAAUACUCAACUACGUGAUCGUCUAAUUGCUGAGAUCAAUAUUACUAAGUAAGAGGAAGAGUUGAUUCAGAUUCCUUCCUGUGCCUUUCAAACUGCUAAUGAUUUAUGUACUACAUAUCACUUAACUGCGAGCUCCUUGGAUACGACGUACUUUUUCCUGUCAAACCGGAAAAUACCAAUUUUGUGAAUUAUCCGUUUGGGAAACCUGAUCUCCCUAGUCACUGAAUUAAAUUCAACCAUUACUUACAUAAUAUAUCUCUGUGUGGUAAGUCCAGCUGUCUCGAGCUACUGACAAAGCUUCAGGUGCCACUGCUGUAGCAGCAUCUUCCUCACUCGUUCAGACUUGCUGGUCUACCACAUGAUUGCUGUGAAGCCGAUCAUCCAGAAAGAACUAAGUAAAGUCGAAAACCCUUUCUUUUCCUUGUCUUGUACUUUUUCAGUUUUACUCUUGUUCUUUUAGGUAGAUACUUUUGCUUUCUUAUUCGUUUGUAUCACAAGUCAUACUGAUUGCUAAUAUGGUUGUCGAAAGUAGCCUUAGAAAAGCCACUAAAACGGCAUACUCUGUAGUCACAGGGGCUUCACCCAAAGAAGGAAAAAACCCAGGAACUUCAAACCCUUCCCGCAUACCGAUCAUAAAGACUCGUGUAGGUUUCGUCUGUCCUUAUACUACGCCUGCGUUGCCACAGUCUAGUACUCAAACGGCACAGGCAAUACCAGGGGGACAGGAUAUUACACCUGCAUCAACUGAAGACCAGUGUGUGAAACACAGCAAACCUAAAAGGAAACGUUCAAGACGUCAUAAGACGUCAUCAAGGAAAGGAGAUGAAUGUCAAGCACGUAGUAUCAUAGUUUCUAAAACUGACUCAGCGUUUGAAUGCAAUUUUUGCAAACGAUGGGUGCACUGCCGUUGUGACACAGAGGUACCGAAAGCAUACUACGAGUUUAUGAGAAAUAACCCAUGCCCAUGGUUUUGGUACAUUUGUCCAAUUUGUCGCCCUGGCAUAGUCCCACAAAGCGUGGGGAAUUAUUGACCACAGCAAUCACUCAUUGGAUGCUGACCACCACUGUUUAAGUCGACUUGUUUAGCUGAAGGCUUCCGGUCAAGCAUCCCCGCCAUUUGGUACCCCGUCGUGUCACGUGCACGAUCACUAGCUAGUUAAGCGUUUGUCUGAAGGCUUGUUUUGGUCCCAAAAUAUAUCUCUUGGUUUGGACGAUCAAAUAUUGGCUUUUGCUUUGUCUUUGGUACGCGAGAAUAAAUUAAUUAGAAGUUGUUGAACGAGGUAUCCGUCAACCUCUAAACUGGUGAGCCCGACGUGAUCUUCAUCCACGAGAAAUUCGCAGAUAACCCCGGUGAGUUCGUUCCAUUUUGUAUUUAUUCUUCUACCAUAUAUAUUAUUCGACAUGAUUUUCGUCAUGAGUGAUUUUAGUCCCAAGGUCAUCCGUAUCCGCUCAACUCCUAAGACCAUUCACCUCGUACCAUACUGGCCAGAUAAUGCUGAAACGUGGUUUCUGCUAGCUGAAGCAGAUUUUUGUGAGCAUGGGAUAACCGAUGAACGUUCACAGUUACUUGCAGUUAUUCACGCCCUACCGCGGGAAUUCAGCAAGCACGCAACAUCGCAGAUGUUGAGUCCCGAGGUAAGUAACUCGUACGAGUUGCUCAAAGCAUCCCUUCUCAGGACAAACGUUCUCACGGAUCGACAACGUCUAGGUGCCGAAGUCAGCGUCCUUCCUGCUACAGCAUCAGAUCGACAGAAGGAACCUACCUUCAACUUACAGGCUGCAAAUGGAAAACCAAUCGUAACCUUUGGUAGGAAAUACGUCUGUCUGAACGUAGGUUUACGCAAACCUAUUCGGUGGAUUUUCCUUCUCGCUGACGUUACAAUGCCCAUCAUUGGCACCGACCUACUUAAUCACCAUGAUUUACUCGUAGACGUCCGCCGAAAACGACUGAUUGACAAUACUACUAGUCUGUCUAUCAAAGGCAUCAGCUACAUAGGCCCUAGUUUUUCACCCGUUAAGAUAAUGGCAAUCCUUAAUCCAACCUUUCAACCUAUUGUUGACAAGUACCCGGAACUUAAUUGCCCGUCGAACGACCUGCCGUGCAUAACCAGCAAUGUUAUGCACCACAUCAUUACCACAGGACAACCUGUGACAUCUAAAGCACGACGAUUAGCUCCUGACAAACUGAGAAUCGCCAGGAAUGAAUUUGACCAUAUGCUUAGCCUUGGCGUCAUUCGACCUUCGAAUAGCCCAUGGGCAUCCCCACUUCAUAUGGUUCCGAAGAAGGAUAGCAGUGAUUGGCGACCCACUGGUGAUUACCGGCGAGUGAAUGCCAAAACAACCCCCGGUUGCUACCCGUUGCCUCAUAUACACGACUUGACGGCAACCUUAUCCGGCGCGACUAUAUUCUCCAAAAUAGACGUGGUUAAAGUGUAUAACCAAAUCCCGAUGGCAACAGAAGACAUCCCGAAAACGGCUAUCAUUACGCCUUUCGGACUUUUUGAAUUUCUACGUAUGCCAUUCGGUCUCCGGAAUGCAGCCCAAACAUUCCAACGCUUCAUUGACGAAGUAUUUCGCGGUCUCGACUUUGUAUACGCAUACUUAGACGACUGCCUCAUUGCCAGUUCAGACAAGGAAACUCACCUUAGGCACUUGGACUUGGCAUUUGACAGGUUACGCCAACAUGGUGUUACCAUUAAUAUUCAAAAAUGUCAAAUCGGUGUUGACUCACUCGACUUUCUGGGUUACACUAUUGACUGCAAGGGCAUUCGCCCACUGGCUACUAAGGUCGAGGCUAUAUUGAACUUUCCAGAGCCACAGACAUUGAAAAGUCUCCGCACUUUUAACAGCUUAGUAAGCUAUUAUCGACGCUUUAUUCCCAACUGUGCCUCUUUGAUUCAGCCAUUGACAGACCUCCUUCGAGGGAAUAACAAGUCCAUAGAACUUGACGCGUCUGCUCGAAAUGCUUUUACCCAGAUUAAAAAAGCUAUUGCGAAUGCCACACUUCUGAUGUAUCAGGAUCCAACGGCACCGUUAAGUAUCUCGGUUGAUGCAUCAAACGCUGCAAUCGGCGCAGUUCUACAACAGCUAGUUGACAAAGAGUGGCAACCACUUGCCUUUUUCUCCCGGCGCCUUCAAUUAGCCGAAACGAAGUACAGCACAUUCGGCAGAGAACUUCUGGCUAUGUACUGUGCUAUACGACAUUUUAGACAUUCGGUAGAGGGUCGUGAAUUUAUAAUUUUUACGGAUCACAAACCUCUGACGUACUCUCUGAACUCACCUUCAGAUAAGUAUUCACCCAGGGAAUCACGACAACUGGAUUACGUCUCACAGUUUACAUCAGAUAUUCGCCAUGUAUCUGGAGUAAACAACACUGUGGCAGAUGCCUUGUCGCGCGUUUGUUCUUUCACCCUGGCUCGUCUUCAAAAAGAAGAUGCCGAACUUCAACAUGAGUUGUCGAAAACAACUCUACAAUUAGCUGAGAAACCCUUAGGUAUGGGAAGAGAUACUAUUCUAUGCGACAUUUAAUAAUAAUAAUAAUAAUAGUAUAUUCUCAUUUUGUACAUGAGAGACGCCAGUUUACAGGCAUCAUCAAUAUGAUAAAUUACAUAUACGAUUAGUAAUCAUAAUUAAUAAUGUUUUAAUAAAAUACACAUUUUUUCCUACUUGUGUAGGACACACCAAAUAUACAGGCAUGGGUAAGCAUUAUUUAAAUUUCAUAAAUUCGGUUUAUGGUUAAGUUACAUGGUUGCUGGCGUUUUUGUCUUAGGUCUGUGGGAACAAUAUGAUAACCAGUCAUUCAAUGGAGCACGUCAUGAAAUAUAGGAAUAUUAACUUCGCAUUAACAAAAAAACCCAAGUAAGUUUUGGAUGGAUUAAAAAUACUUGGGAAAAAAUAAAGCUUGAAGUAAUUCCUCAAUAUAACUUGGGUGUGUACAAAUCCGAAUCUUAUUUUUGAUUUGAUUUAUAUCCAAAUUGGGUAAUAAGGAAGCUAUUUUACAGAUACGAUCAGUUAUGUUAUAAGCUACAAUCGUGACGUUGUAUUACAAAUAGAUACUUUUCCAUUGGUAUAAGAGUAUAUUCCACAAAUGUAAUCCAGGUUGCGUCGUGGAGAAAGUUAAUUCGUUAUUAACCAGGCAACUGAAAGAUACGGGACCAAUAAUGUUUGCAGAUCAUUUGUCAUUGUAAAUGGUCAAAUAUCCACAUUAUUCAUUCUCAUUCAAAAAGUCAAAUGGAAGCUGAAAUGGUGAAAGAAAAAAGAAGACAAACAACAGCAACGCAAAAGAAAGCAACGGGAGUCCUUAAGGAGUGAUUAAUAAUUAUAUACAUAUAUAUUCUGUUUUGUAACUAUGCUUAUUUUUUUCACAACUAACUAGUCCCGUUACGCUAACUUUUAUAUUAUGUGUGAACUAAUAUUAUUGUCCUGUGUAGAAAUGUUUAUCAUCUAGUUCCAAUAAUAUUAAAAUUUUUAAUUG